UGUCAGUUCUUUAGCCGGUGGUGGCAUGACCCUAGUCUUGCAGUUUUCAUAAACCCUAAACCCUAGAAGGAGUGAAGAGAAAGAGGGGGAGAAAAGAAAGGGUCGGGUAGCAUCGCAGAAGCCCCACAUCCCAAACCCUAACGGGGAUUUUGAAAGCACGAUGAGGCCACUGGACGAGAACGAGACUACAGCAGUGUUCGAGAAGCUCUUCAAAUUCACGGGCAACAAUCUCAAGAACAUCGUCGAAAACCCAUCACACGAAGGCCCUGAUCCUAACCCUGGCAGAUACUGCUUUCGUCUCCAGAAGAACCGAGUCUACUACGUGAGCGAGUCGCUGGUCAAGCGAGCCACCAAUAUUGGCCGAGCCCAGCUGGUCUCGCUAGGCACCUGCAUCGGCAAGUUCACCAAGGGCGGUAAAUUUCAUCUCACCGUCCAGUCGGUGAAUCUAUUAGCCGCAAAUGCCAAGCACAAGGUCUGGCUUAAACCCACAUCGGAGAUGUCGUUUUUGUACGGAAAUCAUGUUUUGAAAGGUGGACUGGGGAGGAUUACGGAGAACAUUGUGGCGGGUGAUGGGGUCGUGGUGUUUUCCAUGUCGGAUGUGCCUUUGGGGUUCGGGAUUGCAGCAAAGUCGACUCAGGAUUGUAGGAAGUUAGACCCUAACGGGAUUGUUGUGCUCCAUCAGGCGGAUAUUGGGGAGUAUUUGAGAAUGGAGGAUGAGCUUUGAUGGGGUUGCAUAGAUUGUUUAUGGGGAUUUUGGGGGUGUUUACUCAACUGAUGAUGAAGUCAGUGUUGAGGAGUUCAUGAGGAUGAUGAAGAGAACUACAUAUGGGUACUAGGACUUCAAUUUUAAACUCACUGUACGAUGUUCAGAGGCCCAUCCUAUGUAGCAAGAUUGGUUCUGGUCUGCUGUAUUAGUAGUGCGCCAUGGAUUUGUAGUAAGAAAAUGACAAUGUUGGCUUGGAUGAAUUAUGGAUAUGCACAACUUUUUAAACUUGUAAUAUUAUUCAACUUAUGUUGAUCAUAUGUAGAUAAAAUCCUUUCUUGUCUAUGGGAAUGAAAGUGCUUUUGAUUUUUUGCAAA
Molecule: messenger RNA, 1080 nt
Organism: Vitis riparia (riverbank grape)
Lineage: Eukaryota; Viridiplantae; Streptophyta; Magnoliopsida; Vitales; Vitaceae
Product: 60S ribosome subunit biogenesis protein NIP7 homolog
Exons: 2
Coding region: 161-724 (187 amino acids)
Biological process (GO): ribosomal large subunit biogenesis; ribosome assembly
Cellular component (GO): preribosome, large subunit precursor; nucleolus; nucleus
Molecular function (GO): RNA binding
Source: RefSeq, a predicted model, not a curated record